AUGAGGAUCGCAACCCUCCAGUUCGGGCCGCGCCUGGGCGAUGUUGAGGGCAAUAUCAAACUCGCAGAUCAGAUACUCAGGUUGACGCCACCGGAAGAAGAUGAUGGAGCUCGCUUUAGUGGGCAACCUGGAAUUGAGGAGCUGCGACCAGAUAUCCUCGUAUUGCCAGAAAUGGCCUUUUCAGGCUACAAUUUUCCAUCUCUAGAAGCCAUAAGGCCUUAUCUAGAGGUUCAAGGCAAAGGCCCUUCUGCACUGUGGGCUCAGAGAACUGCGCGGCGACUGAAGUGUAAAGUCUGCGUGGGAUAUCCCGAGAUGCAUCGGAUCCCAGACACAUCUAGCGCGAAAAGCGUUGAAGAAAACAGCAACGGUAACAAUUUGGUCACAAGUCCGGCCAAAAUGUACAACUCCCUGCUAGUCGUCGAUGAAGAAGGACAGGUCAUACACAAUUAUCGAAAGCGGUUCUUGUAUUACACGGACGAAUCGUGGGCGAGCGAAGGCGAAGCUGAAUGGAGUUUCAAGUCCCUAGAUUUUCCCACAGGGAUGUUAAAUCCAACUACGGCGGCGGCAGCAGAAACAGCGAAUAAAUCAAUACAGAUUCCAACCACAUUCGGAAUCUGUAUGGACAUCAACCCGUACAAAUUCGAGGCACCGUUCGACGCAUAUGAAUUCGCGCAUCGAGUCUUAGACUCUCGGUCCUAUCUCGUCAUUCUGUCUACAGCUUGGCUUACAAACGACACGAAUAGCAUUGUGCUCAAACCGGCAGACUUGCCUGAUAUGGAUACAUUCAAUUACUGGAUUCGUAGAUUCUGGCCACUGAUUGAAAAAAGGAUCAACUAUGGAGAUACACAGCUCGAUGGCUUUGAUUCUUCGACAGAGACAAAAGUCAUUAUUGUCUUUGCUAAUAGAACGGGAAUGGAGGAUGGGGGGCCGGAGUGUGUUAUUCCGCUGGCAGUGUAUGCUGGGACGAGUACUAUUAUUGCGAUUACGCAAAAAAAAGGUUCGCCGGAUUUGGAUGUCAAGAUUCAUUGUUGGGGGAUCAAGGGGGCGAGAGAGGAAGGGAUUUGUUUUGCAGAUGUUGACUCAGAGCCUGAGAUGACAUUUGUGGUGAAAAGGCUAUCGCUGCAAAGCAGCCCACCAUUCAAAAUUGACGCGACGGAGGACUUGAACGGUUCAAUCACCUCGUUCGACACGAGUCUGGUCGCCAUGUCUGACAAUGGUCUGACCAAUGCCGAUAUGAACGGCAACAAACGGAAACGCGAGGAUGAAGACAGCGUUGGACCCGACCCUCAGCGCUUGGCAACUUCCCACAGCAGUACCAACGGCAGUAUCCCCGGACUAACGAGCCCCUCGGACACACAAGCAUUUACUCACUCAGCGCUGGGCCACUAUGACGGCACGUCGGAUAUCAACAUUGAUGAACAACUGCUUACUCAUGUCGCGCAAUCGAACGGAAUGCCAGACGACAAUACAUUGACUGCAAAUGCAAAGGCGGCCCUCGCCGCAAAUCCACAAAACAAAUACCCGACUGGCCCUGAUGGAGGCUUCGAUAGCCAGAUUUCGCAUGGCCUCCCAUUUGCCGAUCAGCUCACACACGCUACUGGCGGAUUGACUGCACAUGGAGGACCACAUGAGUCAACAGCAGCGGCUGUUUACGCGGCCCGCGAGGCUCAGAGUAUGACUACGAAACCGACUGUAGGAUCGCCGGAGUGGCAUGCUUUGCGCAAGAACAAUCAUAAAGAAGUUGAACGUCGUCGUCGCGAGACGAUCAAUGAAGGUAUUAACCAAAUAGCCCAACUGGUGCCUAAUUGCGACAAGAACAAAGGAGCCAUCCUACAGCGCGCAAUUGAAUACAUCUCCCAACUACACGAAGAGAAAAAACAGAUGAGCACGCGCUGGGAACAUACAAACCUCACCACACAACAAGCUCUCGCCGAGAUCAAUACACAAAAUGCCAAAUGGAAAGCAGAAGCCAACCGACGAGGCGAUGUUGCACUAAAAUGGAUCCAGCGCUGUCGAGAAGCGAAUCUCAAAUUUGACGAUUAUGACGAUGAAAAGGAUCUUGGUCAGUUGGACACUGAUCACACUCAGAACAUUUGA
Messenger RNA from Talaromyces amestolkiae, 2097 nucleotides. RefSeq lists its product as uncharacterized. Gene Ontology annotation, molecular function: protein-N-terminal glutamine amidohydrolase activity; protein-N-terminal asparagine amidohydrolase activity; protein dimerization activity. Bases 1 to 2097 code for a protein of 698 amino acids. The transcript has 5 exons. Gene Ontology annotation, biological process: protein catabolic process. Lineage: Eukaryota; Fungi; Ascomycota; Eurotiomycetes; Eurotiales; Trichocomaceae. The record is from RefSeq and is a predicted model, not a curated record.